AUGUCAACAAGAGCUGAAUGUAGGAAACCUUUAGAAAUGAAAUUUAAGGAAACUCGACAAGGUGAAAGGUCAUUUAAAUGUCCAGAAUGUGGGAAAUCAUUUAUUACAAAAACAAAUCUUGUUGAACAUCAGAGAAUUCACACAGGAGAGAAACCGUAUUCAUGUACAGAAUGUGAGAAGUGUUUUCGUCAGAAGUCAAUUCUUUUUCGACAUCAGAGAAUUCACACAGGAGAGAAGCCGUUUUCAUGUACAGAAUGUGAGAAGAGUUUUAGUCAUAAAAUAAAUUUUGCAAGUCAUGAGAAAAUUCACACAGGAGAGAAGCCGUUUUCAUGUACAGAAUGUGAGAAGUGUUUUCGUCAGAAGUCAAUUCUUUUUCGACAUCAGAGAAUUCACACAGAAGAGAAGCCGUUUUCAUGUACAGAAUGUGAGAAGUGUUUUAGUCAAAAGUCAGAUCUUGUUCGACAUCAGAUUAUUCAUACAGGGAUAAAGCCAUUUAAAUGUACAGAAUGUGAGAAGAGUUUUAGUCAUAAAAUAAGUCUUGCACGUCAUGAGAAAAUUCACACAGGAGAGAAGCCGUUUUCAUGUACAGAAUGUGAGAAGUGUUUUAGUCGGAAGUCACAUCUUGUUCAACAUCAGAGAAUUCACACAGGAGAGAAGCCGUUUUCAUGUACAGAAUGUGAGAAGUGUUUUAGUCAUAAAAUAAAUCUUGUACAUCAUGAGAGAAUUCACACAGGAGAGAAGCCGUUUUCAUGUACAGAAUGUGAGAAGUGUUUUAGUCAAAAGUCAGAUCUUGUUCAACAUCAGAUUAUUCAUACAGGGAUAAAGCCAUUUAAAUGUACAGAAUGUGAGAAAUGUUUUAAUGAUAAAUCAACUCUUUUGAAACAUUUAAAAAUUCACACGAGGAAGUAG
This is a messenger RNA of Bufo bufo (common toad), 909 nucleotides long. RefSeq names its product gastrula zinc finger protein XlCGF8.2DB-like. The transcript has a single exon. Gene Ontology annotation, molecular function: RNA polymerase II cis-regulatory region sequence-specific DNA binding; DNA-binding transcription factor activity, RNA polymerase II-specific. Gene Ontology annotation, biological process: regulation of transcription by RNA polymerase II. Bases 1 to 909 code for a protein of 302 amino acids. Lineage: Eukaryota; Metazoa; Chordata; Amphibia; Anura; Bufonidae. The record is from RefSeq and is a predicted model, not a curated record.